AUGGUGAUCGCUGCUCCCUUAGACGAGGCUCCAGGCCCUGCAGCCCGUGGUCGUGACGAAGCUACCGUCUUCAUGUGUGAAGAUACCCAUUUUAGAGGCAACUGCCUAACCGACGUAAUCCAGAUUAGAUCAUGUUAUAAUACCCCGCGGAGUUUCGUGGACCGCAUCAGCUCAAUUCGGAACGAGGACAAGAAAAGAGACACCUGCACCUGGUACCGAGAUAGUGAUUGCCGGGGAGAAACAUACCACAACCAGGAGGAUGCCAACCUGGCUGAUGGUAAUGGUCACUUCAACGAUGCGAUCCGGAGCUACGAGUGCAAAAGAAAGUGA
This is a messenger RNA of Colletotrichum orchidophilum, 330 nucleotides long. RefSeq lists its product as uncharacterized. The record is from RefSeq and is a predicted model, not a curated record. The transcript has 3 exons. Lineage: Eukaryota; Fungi; Ascomycota; Sordariomycetes; Glomerellales; Glomerellaceae. The coding region runs from base 1 to 330 and encodes 109 amino acids.